Oryzias melastigma (Indian medaka) is the source of this 2507-nucleotide messenger RNA. RefSeq names its product protein-L-isoaspartate O-methyltransferase domain-containing protein 2. Lineage: Eukaryota; Metazoa; Chordata; Actinopteri; Beloniformes; Adrianichthyidae. The transcript has 7 exons. Gene Ontology annotation, cellular component: cytoplasm. Gene Ontology annotation, molecular function: protein-L-isoaspartate (D-aspartate) O-methyltransferase activity. Gene Ontology annotation, biological process: protein modification process. Bases 176 to 1444 code for a protein of 422 amino acids. The record is from RefSeq and is a predicted model, not a curated record.
GACCGGUGCGUGCCGUGCGUCUGACGUCAUCGCGUCAGAUGGCCGAAUGUUUACAUCCAGCUGUGUUGUGUAGGCUGGAUCGUCCAAACAACAAAGAGCGGGACGCGCGUGGAGCUGCGCAGACGGACGGCAGCGCUCGGCUCGGACAGCAGGUGCUUGCUUGGCUUCAGUCAGGAUGGGCGGAGCCGUGAGCGCCGGUGAGGACAACGACGACUUGAUCGACAACCUGAAGGAGGCGUACUACAUCCGUUCAGACCUGGUGGAGCGAGCCUUUCGAGCCAUCGACCGCGCCGACUAUUACCUGGACGAGUACAGGGACAACGCCUAUAAGGACUUGGCGUGGCGGCAUGGAAACAUCCACCUGUCUGCUCCGUGCAUCUACUCCGAGGUGAUGGAGGCUCUGGAUCUCCAGCCCGGCCUCUCCUUCCUCAACCUGGGCAGUGGGACCGGCUACCUCAGCACCAUGGUGGGACUCAUCCUGGGUCCGUUUGGAGUGAACCACGGCAUCGAGGUGCACGCCGACGUCAUCGAGUAUGCCUACCAGAAGUUAGACUCCUUCAUCAAAACCAGCGACAGUUUUGACAAAUUCGAGUUCUGCGAGCCUUCCUUCGUGGAGGGGAACUGCCUGGAGAUUCCUCCAGAGAGCCGUCAGUAUGACAGGGUGUACUGUGGGGCGGGGGUGCAGAAGGAGCACGAGGACUACAUGAAGAGCCUGCUGAAGGUGGGGGGCAUCCUGGUGAUGCCUCUUGAGGAAAAGCUGACAAAGAUCACGCGCACCGGGGCAAACAGCUGGGAGACUAAGAAGAUCAUCUCCGUGUCCUUCGCCCCGCUGUUGCUGCCCAAACACAACACCAACGGCAAACCCAAGGCGGCUCCUCUUCCGAAGUACGAGGUGCGGACGCUACAGGAGCUGGCUCGCAUCUGCAUCCGCCACACCCUCAGAGUGACCACAAACGGCGGGGGCAGCCAGCCGCGAGGCCGAGGCUCCUCCUUCAGCGUGGGCCGUGGUCUGGCCGUGGCGGGCCUCCACAAGUACGGCCCUCGCUUUAAACGCCGGCGCGUUCACCGGCGCCACUGCAACGCUCUCGUCCUUGCCACGCGGCAGGUGGUGGCCAGCAGCGGAAUCGGAGCCGCGCCUCUGGACAGCAACAACAACCAGGAGGGGCGGGUGGAGGACGAGGAGUUGGGGGUGGAGAGGGAGGCCAGGCGGCUGACGAGAGGGAGCAGGAGGGUUGGGAGGAGAGCGGCGGGCGAGCUGAUGGAGGAGGAGGAGAUGGUGGAGGAGGAGGAAGAGGAGGGGCAGCAGGAAGAGGAGGAGGAGGAGAGGGAAACGGGCGAGCUGCUGCGACCGCAGCCGGCGGUGAACGUGCUGAGGGAGCGUAUCCUGAGUCUGCCGCUUCCCGAGCCGCUCAAGAUGUUCCUGCUCUUCUACAGGGAGAAGUGAACGUCGCCGUCGAAGCCCCGCCCCCACCUGCAGCUCCCGAAGCCCACCUCAUCGUCUGCCAUCUCCACCAUCCUCGUUCUGCUGUGAAGAGGGGUUCUCUCAACGUACACGUCUUUGAGAUUUAAACUUCACAGCUGACAUCAUCACCGGACGGACGCUCGCCAACAGAUGGUGGAGAAACUCCCCAACCGAUCAGAGGCUGAAGGUGUGGCCGCUAGCUCCUUCUCCAGGAGGUCUGGAAGGAGCAGCCAUGACUGAAGGUUCAUUUCCAGCCCAAAAACCAAGUCUUGGCUCCCAAAAAAGCAUCUUUUCUUUGUGAUUGCUGCUGAGGUUCCUUCAGAAACUGAGCUGCUCGGAACAGGAAACAUGUUUGAGAUCAUCCAGAACGACCCUUUAAAUGAUUCUGGACCUUUUUAGCUGUUGAUUUUUUUUUCUAUGCAUACAUCUCAUUGUUUGAGUAGAUUCUUGUUUUUAGUGAAAAGAUCAACUUUAAUAGUACAAGAGUUUACCAGCAUGACAAAGGUCAUUUUUGGACGUCUGAGUGCAAGUUUGUAUUUAUUUGAAAGACUUUCUGAUGGUGUGCAGCUGCAGCACCAUUUCCUGAAUCAUUAAGAACUCUUGGAUCACAUUCUCCCGGAUUCCAGUUUGGGCAUUAUUUUGUCGCUCCUUUUCUUGAAAACUUCAGUUUGUGCCAAACCCAGGCUGCAUGGAAUCAAGGAAGUAGAUGUUUGAUUUGAAUCAUGCAGUGAUGUUGUGGGUGUGGUCACAAUUGAAUGAAAAUCAAAAACUGUCUUUUUAUUUUAGUUUUUUUUCCCCUACUCUUAUUUUGAAAGGCCGGAGCAUCACACUGCUUCCGUUUGGAUCAUUUCCAUGGCUGGUGUCCUCAUCAUUCCUGAGUCCUUUAGGAGCCGUUCCUGUGUGGCGUUGUGCGUCUGUGCUCUGUUGAGUGUAUCGUCGUUUCUUUUCUUUUUUUUAAUCGACUCUUGAAGAGAAUGGCUUGCAGGUUUUAAAGAUUUGAGUUGUAUUACUGAUCGCUGAAAAUAAAUUUCUGCAAAGUAAGAAA